GGGAAGCUUGUAUGUGUGUUAACAGUGAGAGAGUUUUUAUUGCACCUCAGGCUACACUCACUACCUGGUACCCUGUGCCCUCUGCCAUCCCUCCAUAGAAAUACCAACAGGCAGCAGCCUGACCUACCUGUCACUGCUUCCUUACCCACGUUGCUGUGAUUAGGCUGUCACCUCUGAACCUGUGCUCUCACUCCUGAUACCAGACUCUGUAACUGAGCCUGUCACUGGGUCAGCAUGGCACACCACCAGGGCAAUGGGGCAGGGUCCCCCACUACAGACCAAACACCCAGGAAGAUAGCCCUCAUCACUGGCAUUACUGGACAGGAUGGCUCGUAUUUGGCAGAGUUCCUCUUGGAAAAGGGUUACGAGGUUCAUGGUAUUGUACGUCGAUCAAGUUCUUUCAACACUGGGAGGAUUGAACAUCUGUACAAGAAUCCACAAGCACAUAUAGAAGGAAACAUGAAGUUGCACUAUGGAGAUCUUACUGACAGCACCUGCCUGGUUAAAAUCAUCAAUGAAGUAAAACCUUCUGAAGUAUACAAUCUGGGAGCACAGAGCCAUGUCAAGAUCUCAUUUGACUUGGCAGAGUAUACUGCAGACGUCGAUGGAGUUGGUACUUUACGUCUUCUAGAUGCUAUUAAAACCUGCGGCCUUAUUAACUCUGUGAAGUUUUACCAAGCCUCAACCAGUGAACUGUAUGGCAAGGUUCAGGAAAUCCCCCAAAGGGAAACCACUCCAUUUUACCCUAGGUCACCGUACGGUGCUGCCAAACUCUAUGCCUAUUGGAUUGUGGUAAAUUUCAGAGAAGCUUACAACCUGUUUGCAGUUAAUGGCAUUCUCUUCAACCACGAGAGCCCACGGAGAGGAGCAAAUUUCGUAACCCGAAAAAUUAGCCGUUCAGUAGCUAAGAUUCACCUCGGACAGAUGGAGUGUUUCAGUCUUGGAAAUCUAGAUGCCAAGCGAGAUUGGGGUCAUGCCAAGGACUACGUUGAGGCUAUGUGGUUGAUGUUGCAAACAGAUGAGCCCGAAGACUUUGUGAUAUCUACUGGGGAGGUCCACAGUGUCCGAGAGUUUGUGGAGAAAGCUUUUAAGCAUAUCGGGAAGACAAUUGUGUGGGAAGGCAAGAAUGAAGAUGAGGUUGGUCGCUGCAGUGAGACUGGCAGAAUCCAUGUGAGAGUAGAUCACAAGUACUACCGACCCACUGAAGUGGAAUUCCUCCAAGGUGACUGCAGCAAAGCCAAGCAGAAGUUAGGAUGGCAAUGCAGAGUAUCAUUUGAUGAACUUGUGAAGGAGAUGGUGGAAGCGGACAUCCAUUUAAUGGAGACCAAUCCCAACGCCUGAGUAUGAAGAAUAAAAAUAAAGGCCUGGUGCAACCCCUUGGAUAAUCCACCUCUUGCUGAAUCUCAUUUUAGUAGUACAAUAUAUUCUGUAUUAACUGUCCCUCUAUUUAAUCAUACACAUUACUGGUACUGCAACACAUCUUGAUGUUUGAUUGGGGUUUGUUUUUUGUCUUUAUUUUAUACCUUGUAUGGGGUUCUUCAUUCAUAUAUUUUACUUUAUUUUGCUACUGUUUUUCACAGAUAUAUGGUAAGAUCUUUGUGUAAUUAUUAUUAAGCGUGGAAACGCAAUUGGAGCUUGCCAUUUUCUACUUCUUUCAUAUAUCUCUUCUUUCUUAUUAAAUUGCAUUUCUACAAAAUGCUAAUGCGUGCAAUCAUUUCACCAAGUUUAUGUGUUUGUUUUCCUCGUAACCUUACAGAUAAGAAAAGAAAAUCAAUCCAGUUCCAUUACACUGUUUAUUUUUUUAUAUAAUAUAUUUACUCCCAUGAUUAAGAUCCCUGUAGUUUUUCUAGAAUCCCUCUCCCUGAAACGGUUAAAACUCUACUGAAAUGGUUAACCAGCUAUGUAGCCAAAUAGUUUGUAGAAUAUAUUAUUUGAUUGAAUGUUUCUUUUUUGCACUUAUUCAGUAUAAGGCCUUACUCACAUAAAAGCCCUUUUUUAGAUUAUGCUUGUGCCGAAGAUCUGUAAGCCCAGAGGUUUAAGCUUGGCUAGAGUAUAGAGGCACAGUGCAGUCUAGAAGCUUAUGACAAAAGGCUCCUCUAUACCCGUGGCCUCGCUCCUUCAGAAUAGCCCCAUUCAUAUCGCUUUCCUGUCUCUUCUGUCUAUAAUUAGCCACAGGAUCUCAAAGCAGCUCAGAAAAUGGUAAAGUGUAGAAAGUCUAUACCUACAAGCCGUAAAGUUAGUAAAUGUUGGUUGAGCCUUCUUGCCAAGGCACCCGGGUUAUUGAGAGGUCAAUAAGCCCAUAAUUUGGGCUGGGAUCUUCCAUUAAUUUUUUAUUUCUUAUUUGACAUUCAUUUCUACCCCCGAGGCCUA
This is a messenger RNA of Pelobates fuscus (common spadefoot toad), 2370 nucleotides long. RefSeq names its product GDP-mannose 4,6-dehydratase (gene GMDS). The record is from RefSeq and is a predicted model, not a curated record. The coding region runs from base 235 to 1341 and encodes 368 amino acids. Gene Ontology annotation, molecular function: GDP-mannose 4,6-dehydratase activity. Gene Ontology annotation, biological process: GDP-mannose metabolic process. The transcript has 11 exons. NCBI's taxonomy places the organism in Eukaryota, Metazoa, Chordata, Amphibia, Anura, Pelobatidae. Gene Ontology annotation, cellular component: cytoplasm.